AUGACGGAUACUAGCCUCUCGGCUACUCCUCUCGACCUGGCAUUCCAUCCGACAGAGGACAUUGUCUACACGAGCCUGCUAAAUGGCGAGGUUCUCUGCUUUUUAUACGCAGAAGAUGGAUCUACGACUCUCAAGUGGAAGACGAGGCCUUCAAAAAAAAGUUGUCGGGCUAUAGACAUCACCGCCGACGGGAGCCACCUGUGGUGUGGAUAUAAAAGUGGAAACAUCUACAUCCUCAAGACUGACUCUGGUGCAGUCGUAAAAGAAAUUGCGCAUGCACAUGAAUCCCCUAUCAAUCGAAUACUAGUACUCGGCACUGCGUUUAAACAGGUCGUCACCGGAGACGACGACGGUGUAGUAAAGAUCUGGGAUACCCAAAAGCUGGCUCUCGAGGAUGUUGAGAGUCCUCUACGGAGCUAUGUACAUCAUACGGACUACAUCUCCGACUUUUGCUGGCUCGAGGACAAAAAGCAUCUUGUGGCGACGAGCGGCGAUGGAACUUUGUCUGUUAUGGAUGUUCGUUCGACGAAAGCGACACCAUUGGCUCAAAGUGAAGAUCAAGAGGAUGAACUACUCAGCAUAGUACCAAUCAAGGGUGGCAAACGAUUGGCAGUUGGAACUCAGCUUGGUCCAAUAACCAUAUUUGACCGUAAGCGGGGAUACGGAGAUUGUAUCGAUCGAUUUCUCGGCCAUCCUCAUUCGGUCGAAACAUUGGCAGUCAUCAGCGGCGGAUCUCAGCUCACACAGGACGUUGUCGCAACUGGAUCCUCUGACGGUCUCAUUCGGGUCGUUCAAUUGCUCCCGUCCAAGUUUCUCGGUGUCAUCGCAGCUCACGGCAAUUCACAGGACGAACAGUCGCCAGGAGAAGGCUUUCCUGUGGAACGAAUAAAAGUGGAUCGCAAUGGGAAAUGGCUCGGGAGUAUCAGCCACGACGAUGUCCUCAAACUUACCGAUAUCGAAGGGGCUCUCGAGGGAAGUGACGAAGAGGAUGCACAAGAAUCUGACGAGCAAGCCGAAGAGAGAGAGAGGAUAGAACAAAGUGAAGAGUCUGACGACGAGUUUGAGCCAAAAGCUGCAACGCCGAGAGUUGUACCUCAAGAGGUAGAUAAUGCUGAAGAGGCAUCCGAUUCAUCUUCUCUACCUCCAAAGGAAUCAAGGGCCGAGAAGAAGAGGAGGAAAAAGCAAAUGAAGCGUGAAGAGGCUAAGAGGCAAAAGAGGGCUCGAGACGGCGCUGCGACCAGCACCUUCUUUGACGACCUGUAG
Molecule: messenger RNA, 1263 nt
Organism: Serendipita indica DSM 11827
Lineage: Eukaryota; Fungi; Basidiomycota; Agaricomycetes; Sebacinales; Serendipitaceae
Source: the annotation of a GenBank genome assembly